Molecule: messenger RNA, 510 nt
Organism: Thlaspi arvense
Lineage: Eukaryota; Viridiplantae; Streptophyta; Magnoliopsida; Brassicales; Brassicaceae
Source: the annotation of a GenBank genome assembly
AUGGGGAGAGGGAUUGAUCCAGCGACUCACCGGCCGAUCAACGAGGCCAAAAGUUCUCGAGGUUCGUCUGAAUCUAGAGAAACAGAGGACUCGCUAGUGAAGAAGAUUCUCUCUUUCGGUCCUCAAUUAGAGAAAAAGGAAAGUUUUGGGGAUGAGAGAAAUCAUGAAAAGGGACUGACUUGCAAAAAAGAGAGAGUUGAGUACUCAAUUGUUGAAGAAAGAUGCUUAGAUUUGAAUCUUGAGCUUAGAAUCAGCCCGCCAUGGCAAGACCAGCAGCAGCACCAUGAGGAGACGAAACUCCGGUUUGGGAGAGAGAAAUACCGGUGCAUUGCGUGCCAUUCUAGGUUGGGAAACGACAAGGAGUGUAGCUGUGAUGAUAUGAAAUGUCAGAUAGAGGACAGUAGUAGUACCAGCUAUUCUUCAAGCGACAUUAGUAGUAGUGCUGUUGGUUAUGACUUCUUGAGUUUAAACACUAGUGUUUUGGAUUUUAGUAGUUUGGAAAUGAACUGA